AUUUUUCAUAUGUAGUGUUCUUCUAAGGUUGCGGGUGAAAACUGGCUCGCUUGCGGGCUAAGAAGUUGCGGCGACCUAAAACCCCAAUACACACAUAAUCUAGUCAACGAUGGUAUGUUACCUAUAUACAAACAUCCCAUUCCGUUUCUGUCCGCAGCUCUGGAAAGAGAUGGAACUUAUCGCUGGUAAGCCUGUCCAGCAAGAGUACAACGCCGCCCUGGGUGCUGUUUUGGACAAGGUAGUGGAGAAGACGUCGCGCAGUCGAGAGGACGCGGCGCUGGUACUGCUGCGCCUUCUGGGUGAGGAGGGAACGGUCGUCAUGGAAGCGCCAGCGGCGACGAUGACACGUCCCCUGAUACACGAGCGGGAGACGAGUUUCGACAUCGUGGUCGAAGAAACAGUGAUGGCCAGCGCCCAGUGCCUUGAAGAGGCACUCCUUCUCUUCGGGGUCGCCCACUACGUCUUCAACCAGAAAGUGUCCCGUGCAUCGCGCUCCACGAUGUGGUUCAUCGUCCACGACAUCCUGGGGCUGCCGGCAGAGUCAACAGCGACGGCGGACGCGCUGAAAAAUCUGUCGGUGCUGACAGCAUAGUGUGCCCGCGCAGUGAGGUAAGCCCAGGGGCGGAGUGGAGACGGAGUGAUGGACGGAGAUGAU
Amphibalanus amphitrite is the source of this 655-nucleotide messenger RNA. RefSeq lists its product as uncharacterized. Bases 110 to 592 code for a protein of 160 amino acids. The transcript has 2 exons. The record is from RefSeq and is a predicted model, not a curated record. Lineage: Eukaryota; Metazoa; Arthropoda; Thecostraca; Balanomorpha; Balanidae.